This is a messenger RNA of Anopheles bellator, 903 nucleotides long. RefSeq lists its product as uncharacterized. Bases 1 to 903 code for a protein of 300 amino acids. The transcript has 5 exons. The record is from RefSeq and is a predicted model, not a curated record. Lineage: Eukaryota; Metazoa; Arthropoda; Insecta; Diptera; Culicidae.
AUGUUUGAGGACUUCGUGCAAACCUCAGGCCACGAUCUGAUGAAGUUUGACAUCCGAGUGCGAAAGUUCAACCGAACAAUGGCCGUACUGAACGGGACCGCUUACCUACGUGUACCAGCAGAUGACUCGUACGUGGCGUCGGCAGUUCAAAUAACGUUCGAGGAUUUCGUGCAAACUUUGGGCCGGGAUUAUGUACUGCUGGAUCUGCGCGUGAGGAAGUACAAUCGAACAUUGGCCGUACUGAACGGCACGGUGGAUUUUCUCACGCCGCAGUAUAACAUUCUAAAGUUCCGUGUCGAUAUCUUUCACAGCAGAUUGGGCAACCAGCAGUUCAACCACUACCCAAUGAAGCUACCAACACAAGGUGUAUGUGACUUUUUGGAGCUACUGUAUGAGCGCUAUUCGGAACAGAUUGCCAAAUUUGCAUUGGCCGUUCAAAUGAUGUUCGAGGAUUUUGUGCAAACUUUGGGCCAGGAAGAAGUACUGUUUAAUCUGCGUGUUAGGAAGUACAAUCGGACAUUGGCCGUACUGAACGGCACGGUGGAUUUUCUCACUUCGCUUACCAAACCCGUCCAGUUCCGUGCCGAUUUCUUCCACAGUAGAUUGGGCAACCAGCAAUUCAAUCAUUACCCAAUGAAGCUACCAACACAAGGUGUAUGCGAUUUUUGGGAUCUUCUGUAUGAACGCUACCCGGAACAGCUAGCUAAACUUGUGAACCCUCCACCGAAAGGCGAGUGUCCAGUUGCCCGACGACAGAUGCACGUGCUGGACUUGGCUUUUCCUCCCGAAGUCAUACCACCGGUGGUGCCUAAAGGAUUGUGGAAAGCGGUUCUUACGGGAUCCGUUAAUAACACUGAGGUUAUUAGUUACUACUUGGUUUGGCGGGCACUCGACUGGUUAUGA